Mus musculus (house mouse) is the source of this 1817-nucleotide messenger RNA. RefSeq names its product WD repeat domain, phosphoinositide interacting 1 (gene Wipi1). The record is from RefSeq and is marked provisional. The transcript is spliced from 13 exons. Bases 78 to 1418 code for a protein of 446 amino acids. Gene Ontology annotation, biological process: positive regulation of autophagosome assembly; autophagy; autophagosome assembly. Lineage: Eukaryota; Metazoa; Chordata; Mammalia; Rodentia; Muridae. Gene Ontology annotation, cellular component: endosome; cytoskeleton; clathrin-coated vesicle. Gene Ontology annotation, molecular function: protein-macromolecule adaptor activity; signaling receptor binding; nuclear androgen receptor binding.
CCACGGAGCCGGCGCGGGCGGGCUGCUGAGGUGGCUGUCCCCCGCUCAGAGCUGCGGCUUCUCGGGUCGAGCCCCCGAUGGAGGCCGAAGCCGCAGAUGCCCCUCCGGGCCGAGUGGAGGCGGCGCUCAGCUGCUUCUCUUUCAACCAAGACUGCACAUCCCUAGCGAUUGGAACCAAGGCCGGUUACAAGCUGUUUUCUCUGAGUUCUGUGGAGCAGCUUGACCAAGUCCAUGGAAGCAAUGAAAUCCCUGACGUGUAUAUCGUGGAGCGCCUCUUCUCCAGCAGCCUGGUUGUAGUGGUCAGUCACACAAAACCUCGGCAGAUGAACGUCUACCAUUUCAAGAAAGGCACUGAGAUCUGUAAUUACAGCUACUCCAGCAACAUUUUGUCUAUUCGGCUCAACCGACAGAGGCUGCUGGUCUGCCUGGAAGAAUCCAUCUAUAUCCACAACAUUAAGGAUAUGAAGUUAUUGAAGACCGUCCUGGAUAUUCCCUCAAACCCAACAGGUCUCUGUGCCCUGUCUAUCAACCAUUCCAACUCUUACCUGGCCUAUCCUGGAAGCCAGAGUACAGGCGAGAUUGUACUCUAUGAUGGAAACUCCCUGAAAACGGUGUGCACCAUUGCUGCCCACGAGGGGACGCUGGCCGCUAUCACCUUCAACUCCUCGGGCUCCAAGCUAGCAAGCGCGUCUGAAAAAGGCACUGUCAUCCGAGUGUUCUCUGUUCCCGAGGGCCAGAAACUCUAUGAGUUUCGUCGAGGAAUGAAAAGGUAUGUGACAAUCAGCUCCCUGGUGUUCAGUAUGGACUCCCAGUUCCUGUGUGCCUCCAGCAACACGGAGACCGUGCACAUCUUCAAGAUGGAACACCUGACAGACAGCCGCCCAGAAGAGCCUUCCACCUGGAGCGGCUACAUGGGAAAGAUGUUCAUGGCAGCUACCAACUACCUCCCCGCCCAGGUGUCGGACAUGAUGAACCAGGACAGGGCUUUCGCCACAGGACGCCUGAACUUCUCUGGGCAGAAGAACAUUUGCACCCUGUCCACGAUCCAGAAACUGCCGCGGUUGCUGGUGGCCUCCUCCGACGGACACCUUUACAUCUACAACUUGGACCCACAGGAUGGAGGAGAAUGUGUCCUAAUCAAAACCCACAGCUUGCUUAGCUCAGGAACAACAGAAGAGAACAAAGAAAAUGACCUCAGACCUUCCUUACCUCCAUCUUAUGCUGCAACUGUAGCAAGGCCCAGCACGUCUGCAGCCUCCACGGUGCCAGGAUACUCUGAGGACGGCGGGGCGCUCCGAGGGGAAGUUAUUCCGGAACACGAGUUUGCGACGGGACCAGUGUGUCUAGACGACGAGAAUGAGUUUCCCCCUAUAAUCUUGUGCCGUGGAAGUCAGAAGGGCAAAACGAAGCAGUCCUGACAAGAAGCCUACCUCAGAAGUCAGGACACUCCCCUGUCAGGUGGUUUUGGAGAGAACGAGGAAAGUGGAAGAAACGGAAUACAGUCAAUGCUGUGGGCAGAGGGGAGGGAGGGAGGCAGGAGUCCUGGGUGCCUCACUGCAGUCAAUGCUGUGGGCAGAGGGGAGGGAGGGAGGCAGGAGUCCCGGGUGCCUCCCUGCUUGAGCCAUAGACCGCAGUUAGCCCCCCGACCCAAGCCCCUCAGCCUUGACUGCCAGUGGGCAAGGGGAAUGCUGGAGUCACACCAUGCAGUCUAAAAGACCUUCAAACCACAGUGUAAAUGCUAACUAACCAUAUUGGUAUGUAACCAGAAUUUUAUAUUAAAAAGGGCAUCCUUGUCAAAUGUAUGCUGUGUAAAAAAA